AUGUCGUCAACAAGUAUCGAACGUGUGGGCAGCUCGCUGGAAGAACAGCCACUUCUGCGACCCGGGAAGAGAAGACUUCCGUCCUUGAACAUCCAACAUUGGCAUUCUCAUCCCUUCAGAGGUGAUCCAUGGAGCGUGAGAAAUACGAAACAGAAGACUGCGCAAUUUCUUUCGUCAAAAUUUGGGCAUUACUCUGUUCUUACGCUGGUGUCCCUUGAUGUUCUUAGCAUGAUUGCUGACUUCAUUCUCAAUCUGUUCAAGUGUGAACAAGGUAGAAAGGGCUCUGACUGGGACUUGGCUCUGGAGAUACUUGGCUCUGUCAGUCUGGUGUUCUCAUGCCUCUUCGUCGUUGAACUUAUUGCCUCUGUCUGGGCAUUUGGCUGGAAAUACUUUAACUCUUGGUUCCAUUGUUUCGACGCUUUCAUUGUCAUCGCUGGCUUCAUAACUGACGUCGCGCUCCGUGGUAUCAUCGAGGAGGUCGCUUCUCUAAUUGUCGUCAUGCGGCUUUGGCGAGUCGUCAAAAUUAUUGAAGAACUCGGCGUUGGAGCUCAGGAGCGGACUGAAGAAUUGAACGCAAAGCUGGAGAAGUUUGAGAGUGAGAAUGAAGAACUGAGAAACGAGAUCUCACGGCUGAAGGGAGCGAUGAGGAAGGCGGGCUUGGACCAGCAGAACAUUGGAGGCAUUGCGGGCUAA
Molecule: messenger RNA, 693 nt
Organism: Fusarium odoratissimum NRRL 54006
Lineage: Eukaryota; Fungi; Ascomycota; Sordariomycetes; Hypocreales; Nectriaceae
Exons: 3
Coding region: 1-693 (230 amino acids)
Biological process (GO): proton transmembrane transport
Cellular component (GO): plasma membrane
Molecular function (GO): voltage-gated proton channel activity
Source: RefSeq, a predicted model, not a curated record